GAGAUAUACACGUUCAAUGUUUUUAAUCUUGUACAUUAACCCAAAAUAAGUAACUUAUUAAAAGUGCAUUUUCAUUUUAAAAAAGACAGUAUUUGAAAAUAUUCUAUCAAUAUUGAAAUACCAGAUCGCGGAAAUUGGUGACACAAUUUGGAAGCGACUCUGGUUUUGCUGUGAAAAGUGGUAAAAGUCCUGGAUUUAGAAUAAAACAGGAUGUCAAAAGGAGACAGCAAGCCAAAGACAUCAGAUUGGACGCGGUGCUUCGAAGGAAUAGCAGAUCUCAGUGGGACUAUAGCUGGGUCUUCCAAAGCAGCUGCUGUAAAGAGGAAAUCUGCAGAUAACUUCGGAUUUGGUCAUGGAAACAUUUUUGAGAAGCUGGGACUGGCAGGGAACGAGGAUGCUACAAGUCAAUCGAUUGUUUGGAGUUCAAGUGAAAGUGAUGGAGAAGCAGAGAAGACAGGCUCAGCAGUAACACCAGUGGUAAAGAAACAGCGAAGGGGGUGGGGUCGAACCUCCCCCAAAAAACUGGCCAGAAACAGCUUGAAAUCAAAAGCUUCCACUGCGGCAGAUGCUGUGGAGAUACUUACCGUGUCUGAUGAUGAAACAACUAAACAAUCCAGCAUCACAGCAGGGAAAACAAAUGAAACUAAAGCCUAUGGAGAGGAGAUUUCGAUUGCUGGCUUUGAAUCCGGUUCAGAAGAGGUUGAACCAUGCAAAAACCAAGAAGUAAAGACAAUAGUAUCUCAAGGAGACAGUCAGCCCUGCAUUUCAAGCAUGGACUCCCUGAGUCCCCCUCCCACGGGUGCGGCCCUUCCCACAGGCGUGGGCAGGAAGGCCAGUGAUUGGUUCAAGUCCUUACAGCUGAAGACCCCAAGCAAGUCAGAGCAGGGACCGCAGGACGAUGGGGCACCAGACUCGGCAAAGAAGAAGAAGAAAAACAAGAAGGGUGGUCUAGCAGAGCAGAUGUUGCGGCUCCAGGCUCGAGACCGGUCUUCUGUCCGUAUGUGGGCUCACAAGCAGAACAAGCCCUCUGCAUCCCAAGAUUGCAAGUCCAGCACGCUGACGGUGCUUAGUGUAGAGUCACUGUACUCUUUGCAGCUGGUGCGAUGUUCCAUGUCAGUGUCCACAAGUGGGGCCGGAGAUCUGGUUCCCGCGUCAGGCACCGAAGACUUGGCCAGCAGCUCACAACUGGUUCUGUUUACUAGGAACCAGGCAGAGCAACUGAACCUCCAGACUGGAACUCAGUUCAAGAUCUUUCCACCUUGGCAGCAACUGGAGCUGAAUGGAGGCCAGAUGGUGUUGCUGUGCACCAAGUACUGUCUGCUGCAGUCAGGGCCCUCCCCCAGGGAUGAGAGGCAGGCCACACACCCCUUAGAGAAAUAUGGGAGCCCUGUUCGGGCUUCCUGGAACUGUCCGUGUGUGCAAGGACUGUGCCGCAGUAUGUCCCUGUGUCCAGCCAGCAAGUUCCCUGCCGUGGCUGGACAUCUGCAGGAAUCCACUACCACUAUUGACAACCAAAAGCAAGAGAUCCCUACAGAUCUCAGUAAGGGCCCCUCGCCACGAAAGCCAUCCCAUCUUCAGACCGUCUCUCCUAGCAAACCCAUCCGGACAUUGUCGUGCGGGGGCGUGGUUGAAGAAGACACUUGUGACUCCAUCUUGAAGAGUAUUCAAGGGAGAAAACUCAUCAGUGUUGAGCCAGGGAACACCACUUUGGCUCACAACUUGAAGUUUACUGCUCACGUUCAUAGACAUAUUGUGCAAUUUAAGAAGGAUGACAUGACAAGCUACAUACUGGUAGUGGAGGACAAUGAGGGCCAUGUGGGUGUGGUCAGGCUACCCCUUGGGAUGUACACCCCCAUCCUGGGGCUUGACGGAUGCGAGGGACGCACCCUGCGCUUUGAAGGGCUCUCUGUUACCGACAGGGUUACACGCGACAGGGAUGAAGCCCUGUUCUCGAUGGUAGACCAGGUGUGGUCAGGGAAGGUCUCAGACCCGAGUCAGGACAGCUCAUUCUCCCAGGAACAGCCACAUCAAGUAUCCAAUGGCAAGCAGGACUUCUGCUAUAUCAUGUCUGCAGGUCCCGAUGGCCCACCCAGUAUUCAUGUCCUACAAUCCUCCAUUAUACCAGCCAGCCAGCAGAGUGAUGUGCCCCUGGAUACUCUUCUCAUCAAUCAGGUUGACCCUGUCAGAUGCAGUGUCAUUGCACGCCUCAUUUACAUACAUAAACAGAGCGAUGCUACCCAGCCAUGCCUGGUCUACAUCACGGACCCCUGCAUACAGAAGUCCUGCCCCUAUGUCACAGUGCCCCUCAGUAGGGAGAUCAGCCUUCCUGACGAGGUAACCAUGGCAAAGGGAAAGACCGCCAUCUUGCUCAGGGAUGUACUGGUGUCACAAGGUGGUCCACAAAUCGACAGCUACACUCUGUUGAAACUGCUCACGCCUACCAGUGUUGUCUCUGACCGCCCACGCAGACAGCUGGUGGCCAAACUGCGGGCCAUGCAGGUGCCUUUGAAACCACUCAGCCACGACCUUGUGGUCAACGAUCUCUGUCAAAUUGAAGGUGUUAUCAGUGAGGUGGAUGAGGAUUCUGCGUACAGUUGGGAGGCGUGUGUCCACUGCGGAGGUGAUCAGCUGAAAACUGACUCGAACAACAGUGGAUUUGUGUGUUCUUCUUGCACAAAGACCAUGACUGAAGGGGUGACUAGGAUGAAGAUGGAGGUGAUGGUUGUGUGUGACGUCUCAAAGUGUAAAGCAAAGAUAGAUUUACUGCAGAGGACCAUAGAGAAGCUGCUACCAGCCGAGGAGGGGGAUGAGGAAGGCUAUGAGUUGUCAAGUGUCCUCAACAAGAGUGUCGGACCCCUACACUGCAUGGUCAGCAACAAGACAAGUGAUCUUGUCACCCUCCGGGAAAUAGACAUGCUCACCUGAUCUUGGAAAUAGACAAGCUAACAUGAUCUGUGAAAAUGACAAGCUCAAUUGAUCUCUGGGAAAUAGACAUGGUCACCUGAUCUGGGAAAUAGACACGCUCACCUGAUCUGGGAAAUAGACAGGCUCACAUGAUCUGGAAAAUAGACACGCUUACCUGACUUGGGAUAAAGCUAUGCUUACCUGAUCUGAGCAAUAUACAUGCUCACCUGAUCUGGGAAAUAGACAAGCUCAAUUGAUCUAUGAAGAAAACACAUGCUCACCUGAUCUGGGAAAUAGACAUGAUCAUCUCAUCUGGGAAAUAGACACACUCACAUGAUCUAUGGGAAACAGCUAUGCUUACCUGAGCUGGGAAAUAGACAUGCUCAUCUGAUCUGGGAAAUAUACACAUUCACCUAGUCUAAGAAACAGACAAACAUGAUGAUGAUAUUCCGGCUUUUGGUGUGGGUGUUCUGUUUUUAGCUCACCUGUCAUGAAGUGACAUGGUGAGCUUAUGUGACCGUGUGAUGUCCGUUGUCGGUAU
Dreissena polymorpha is the source of this 3445-nucleotide messenger RNA. Its product is annotated as DNA repair-scaffolding protein-like. The record is from RefSeq and is a predicted model, not a curated record. Gene Ontology annotation, cellular component: nucleoplasm; nuclear chromosome. Bases 211 to 2925 code for a protein of 904 amino acids. Lineage: Eukaryota; Metazoa; Mollusca; Bivalvia; Myida; Dreissenidae. The transcript has 19 exons. Gene Ontology annotation, biological process: double-strand break repair via homologous recombination; regulation of establishment of protein localization to chromosome.